UAAGACAACCACCUCUGAAAGCGAAUUGGACGAGAUUUUCCUUCUCUCCGCCCACCGCGUCUUCGUGAAGCUCGCACUGGCUGAGGGCGCAUUCACUAAACAGUGGACGGGGUUGCUAUGGGCUUCGGGUUAUGAGGGCAGAGAUUUGAUUUGUACAGGGCCACCUUUAGCGCAAGAAAUUGAGAGUGAAGCUCGUUAAUUUUGAAUUUCCACAUUUCUACUUGAAUCCAAGCAACUUCGAAUAGCCAUGGCCCCGAAGAAAAACGCACGAGGACACAAAAUGAAAGAAGCCAAAGCACAGCUGGCCAGUAAGAAUGGCAAGAAGCCUGAGGUCGCAGGAAGGAGCUCCUUCUUCACCUGGUUCAUGGUUCUGGCCCUCCUGGGCGUAUGGACAUCUGUGGCCGUCGUCUACUUCGACCUGGUCGACUACCAAGGCGUCAUCGGUCAACUUUCGUCCUAUGAUGCUGAUGGAGAUGGUGACUUCGAUGUGGAGGAUGCUAAAGUACUGCUAGGGCUGAAAGAGAAGGCUACCGUCGUCAUUACCAGAGAUGCAGCACCAGAGGAGGCUCCUGCAGCACCUGUGGAAGAAGCCGCACCAGAACCCGUUGUUGAAGAAGUGAUCGAGGCCACAGAAGCAGAGGAAGUUGCAGCUCCCCUAUCAGAGCCUGAGCCUGAGGUUGUGGAAGAACCUGAGGUGGUUGAGGAGGAAGAAGAGCCGGAGGUGGAUGAGCCUGAAAUCAUUGAGGAAGAGCCUGAGGUUCUGGAGGAGGAAGAAGAGCCGGAGGUGGAUGAGCCUGAAAUCAUUGAGGAAGAGCCUGAGGUUCUGGAGGAGGAAGAAGAGCCUGAGGUGGAUGAGCCUGAAAUCAUUGAGGAAGAGCCUGAGGUUCUGGAGGAGGAAGAAGAGGCUGCCCCUGUGGAGGAGGCUGCCCCAGUCGAGGAGGAGGCCGCCCCAGUCGAGGAGGAGGCCGCCCCAGUCGAGGAGGAGGCCGCCCCAGUCGAGGAGGAGGCCGCCCCAGUCGAGGAGGAGGCCGCCCCAGUCGAGGAGGAGGCCGCCCCAGUCGAGGAGGAGGAGGAGGCCGCCUCAGUCGAGGAGGAGGCCGCCCCAGUCGAGGAGGAGGAGGAGGCCGCCCCAGUCGAGGAGGAGGAGGAGGCCGCCCCAGUCGAGGAGGAGGAGGAGGCCGCCCCAGUCGAGGAGGAGGAGGAGGCCGCCCCAGUCGAGGAGGAGGAGGAGGAGGCCGCCCCAGUCGAGGAGGAGGAGGAGGCCACCCCAGUCGAGGAGGAGGAGGCCGCCCCAGUCGAGGAGGAGGAGGCUGCCCCCGUUGAAGAGGUAGAGGAAGCCGCCCAAGUCGAGGAGGAUAUCACCGCCAUUGAGAAGGAAGCCACACCAGUUGAGGAGGAGUUUGCUGAAGAGGCUGCCCCGGUUGAAGAAGCGGCUUCUCCCACAGAAGAAGCUGUUGAGGAGGAGGCCGCACCUGAGGAAGAGGCUGCACCUGUUGAGGAGGAAGUUGCUGCAUCAGUUGAGGAGGAAGUCGCUGUUGAGGAAGAGGCUGCCCCCGCAGAAGAAGAGGCUGCACCAGUUGAGGAGGAGGCCGUGGAGGAGGAGGCGGAAGAGGAAGAGGAGCCAGCAACAGAGGAGGAAGAGCUGGUAGAAGAAACAGCAGCAGCAGAUUCAGAACAAACAGAAGAAUCAGAAGCUGAAUCAGAAAAAACUCAACAGGAGGAAGCUCUUCAGGAAGAGUUUGCAGAGGAUGAAGCUGAAGUAGAUGAGCUAGAGGAGUUGAUAGAAGAGCUUUCCCAGGCAGAAGAACAGAUGGAAGAUCAGCCAACAGUGAGGUCAGUAUCUUCUUUCCAUAGAAACGUAGAGCCUGCGGUCUCAGCGCGGUAAGACUGAUUGAGGACCAGCCCACAUCGCAUCCCACUGAGCGCGUGCAGCCGCGCUUCCCCACCUCCAGAGAAUGAAAAGCGCCAUCACGGCAUUCAUCACUGUCUCCCAUUUCUCACUCGCACACUCAGAAUCUUGUUUUUCUUUCUUUAGUGUAAAAUCUCACUUCCAGAACUUGUUAGAUAUUUUUUAUUUACCCUAUAUAUAUUUGUUUUCUUUUCUUUUUUUUCCUUUUUUUUUCAUAUAAUGAAAAGUAUCAAUGAAUUUCUCUUACAGAUGUAGAUAGAUAAUGUGAGGGUAGCUUUUCGCUAAUGGAAUGUAGGUUGUUUUCCAUUUCCUGUGUAUAGCAAGCAGAGGUACAUGUUACUAGUCAAAGAACUUCACGUCUGAGCCGAGUUCAGUUUUUUGUUAAAUGUGAAGAUGCAAAGCUGCAGUUUUGUAUUACCAGUAUGUAUUGAGUCUACACGUCAAGAUGUUGCAUAUCUAGGGCAAAGUUAUGCUGACAGGUGAACAGACGAGUCUGGUGAUGUAGGGUGAGUGUGUGAGCUUUCAUACGUAUAUGACUGAGAAUGUGUAUAGAUGUACACUACAUGACCAUGAGUAUGUGGACACCUGCUCGUCGAACAUAUCAUUCCAAAAUCAUGGGCAUUAAUAUGGAGUUGGUCUCCCCUUUGCUGCUAUAACAGCUUCCACUUCACUCUUCUGGGAAGGCUUUUCUACUAGAUGUUGGAACAUUGCUGCGGGGACUUGCUUCCAUUCAGCCACAAGAACAUUUGUGAGGUUGAGCACUGAUGUUGGGCGAUUAGGCCUGGCUCGCAGUCGGUGUUCCAAUUCAUCCCAAAGGUGUUCGAUGGGGUUGAGGUCAGGGCUCUGUACAGGCCAGUCAAGUUGUUCCACACCGAUCUCGACAAAUCAUUUCUAUAUGGACCUUGCUUUGUGCACGGGGGCAUUGUCAUGCUGAAACAGAAAGGGCCUUCCCCAAACUGCUGUCACAAAGUUAAAGCACAAGAUCUGCUAGAAUUUCAUUGUAUGCUGUAGCAUUAAGAUUUCCCUUCACUGGAACUAAGGGGCCUAGGCCGAACCAAUAAAAACAUCGCCAGACCAUUAUUCCUCCUCCACCAAACUUCACAGUUGGCACUAUGCAUUGGGGCAGGUAGCUUUCUCCUGGCAUCCACCAAACCCAGAUUCAUCCGUUGUACUGCCAGAUGGUGAAGCAUGAUUCAUCACUCCAGAGAACACGUUUCCACUGCUCCAGAGUCCAAUGGCGGCGAGCUUUACACCACUCCAGCCGAAACUUGUCAUUGCGUAUGGUGAUCUUAGGCUUGUGUGCGGCUGCUCGGCCAUGGAAACCCAUUUCAUGAAGCUCCGGACGAACAGUUCUUGUGCUGACAGCACUUACAGUUGACUGGGGCAGCUCUAGCAGGGCAGAAAUUUGACGAACUGAGUUGUUGGAAAGGUGGCAUCCUAUGACGGUGCCACGUUUAAAGUCACUGAGGUGUUCAGUAAAGCCAUUCUACUUCCAAUGUUUGUUUAUGGAGAUUGCAUGGCUGUGUGCUCAAUUUUAUACACCGGUCAGCAACGGGUGUGGCUGAAAUAGCCAAAUCCACUAAUUUGAAGGGGUGUCCACAUACUUUUGUAUAUAUAGUGUAUGUUUGCGUGUGUGCAUUUUAUAGACUGUAUGUCUAUAAAACAAUCCUAUGAGCCGUAGUUCUCAUUAAGAUGCGUUUGAGACUCGUUUCGUUUCAAUUUCAGUUUUGUUUGUUCCAACUCCUAGUACCUCGCUCUCACUGUUACUUCUUUAAUACUGAAAGUGUUUUUGACUUACUCAUACCUCUAGCCAGAAUGGUGAACAUCUAACAAUGAGUUAUACCCAAGCCAGGCUUGUGUCCAUUUUUUUACUAUUUUAUUUCUUUUAUUUUGUGGUAUUUUUUAUUUUUAUUUUUUUUGCUGUAUUUGGGUUGGAUGUAAACUCUCAAAUGGGAGAAAUGUUGACAUAUGCCAUUUGUUCUGGGAAAAACAGAUUUUUACCUGGAGACAAAGGAAGGGCAUGUCUCAGAGUAUGGUAGUAACCCUUAGGUGCAGCUCAGUGUGGGUGUAGCUGUUAUGGGUUAAUGGUCUGACCCAACCCAGUCUCCUGGUAAAACAGGCUGCUGUGUAGUGUCCCAGGUCCUCCAAUAGAUCUGCUCCCCACACGCACACACAUGGUCCAACAGCAACAUGAUUAUUCGAAAUUCAUCAUUCAGUACACUUAAACUCUAAAAAAAAAAAAAAUCAUAAACUUUUGUUCCCUUUCUCAGUUCUACUUUCACUUGUAUAUUAACUGGCUCAAGCCCAGGGUAAGUGCUUCAUUUGGAACAAAGGUUUUUGAAUGUCUGUGAUUGUUGCUGAUUUAGCAGACACCCGGACCACCUCUUAUUGUCCCUCUGCCUGCGUUUCAGUGCACCCCCCCCCCAAACCAACUGUUCAAAGAGAAACGCUGUUGUACAUCUAGAAGGGAACGUGACAGUGUAACCUGCUCACUCUGUCCUAGCGACAUCUAACUCGACUUUUGCUAGUAUUUAAUAUUGAUGUAGUCGUUAAUAAUGUUGUCAUGGUUUGUUUUUACUGCAAGGAUGAUGCUAGCUCAUGCUUUGAACUUAAGGCUGUAUGGUAAAGAAAAAGGACUUAAUUUUUUCAAGGAAACUCAGUCGUGUGCUUAGUUUGUGUUCCUCCAACGCUGUAAUGUUUCUGUGAAUUCAGAUGAGUGCGUUUUUGUUUGACAUUUUUCCAUUGUAGAAGUUUUCUGUACAUGGUAAUAAGGGGCCUGCCGGAUGAUAUAAUGGUGAUAAGGUGAUGUACUGUAGGGAAUGCUGCAAUGCAAAUCUUUUCUGAGGAAACCAAAUAACGGUUUGUUUCGACGUACACGAAAACAAGUGGUUGCAAUCUAGUUCUUAGGACUUAUUUUGUCUUUUUUCUAUAACACUAGUGGGUCUUUUUCUAUUCCCUAACACUUUUGAAGUCAAUGUGAAUUUUUAACGUGUUAAUUUUACAUUAUACAAAACUUUACAAGAUAGAUCUGUUCUAGAUUUUUAAAUAAAAAUACACUUUUUAGUAUCAGACCUUUUUAAUUAUGAAAAUUUUAAAGAAAGUGCUUCACUUUUUUCAAAGCCAUAUGUGACAGUUGAGGCUCUGCUGCUCAGAGCGGACUGUACUCCAAGGGAAAGACAUUCCACAACCAGCAGUAACCGAAAACAUCACUACAAUCUCAGUGUUUAUUUUUUAUUGCAGUUCACAUAUGAAUAGGGGUUUACACACAAACAUGUUAUACAUAGAGGUAAACAUAGUAUCCAGCUGUAUAGGCUAACAGGUUUUUAAAUUAUUGUGAAAAUGCAUUCUGUAUGCAGGGUUGGACGGCUGUCACAGUUUCUAUAAAUCAGGGGUGUCAAACUCAUUCCAUGGAGGACCUAGUGUCUUCGGAUUUGAGUUUUUUUCCUUUCAAUGACACCCAGGGAAGUUCUUUACUAAUUAGUGACCUUAAUUCAUCAAUCAAGUACAAGGGAGGAGAGAACCCGCAGACACUCGGGCCCUCCGUGGAAUGAGUUUGACACGUGCUGUAAAUGUUCUGUUCCAGGGCUGCAAUAAAGGUUUGGGACAACA
This is a messenger RNA of Salmo salar (Atlantic salmon), 5518 nucleotides long. NCBI's taxonomy places the organism in Eukaryota, Metazoa, Chordata, Actinopteri, Salmoniformes, Salmonidae. The record is from RefSeq and is a predicted model, not a curated record.